Messenger RNA from Camelina sativa (false flax), 1047 nucleotides. NCBI's taxonomy places the organism in Eukaryota, Viridiplantae, Streptophyta, Magnoliopsida, Brassicales, Brassicaceae. The record is from RefSeq and is a predicted model, not a curated record.
AUGCGCACAUGCAGUUUUGAUGGAGGAAAGAAAAGCGAAAAGAAGAUCCGUAAAACAACCCCAGGGUUUCUCUUGUCCAAGAGAGGAUUUGAUAAGCAAAUUACCCGACGCUUUGAUAACUCAGAUACUCUUGUAUCUCCCGACAAGUUCCUAAAUUUUUCUAGGGAACACAAGUCAUGCUUGCACAAGCUCAAGCUAAGGAUUCACAAGGGUGAGCCUGAUCGGUCUUGCGUCACACGUUGGAUAAACUUUGUGUCAAGGCGUAAACUUAAGCAUCUUGAUGUUGAAUGUCUUCUUAUGGAGCCUAAGUUUGAAGUGAUGCCCUUAAGCCUUUAUAUAUGUGAGACACUUCUUAACCUACGGCUUCAUCGGGUAUCAUUUGGUAGGUUUGAGUCUAUUUCAUUACCUCGUCUCAGAACUAUGCGUUUAGAACAAAAUACAUAUGCCAAUGAGGAGGUUCUAGAGUCGUUUAUCUUAUCUUGCCCUGUUCUUGAAGAUUUGAGCAUUGUUAGAAGGGUACAUGAUAAUGUAAAAGUUUUACGAGUUCACUCUCAAACACUAACCCGUCUCAGUGUAGGCUUUUUUAUUGGUGAGAAUGUUGUAGCAGUGCAUAGUUAUUCUAAAGAAGAAACAGGGCUUUGGAUUGAUGCCCCUAGACUCAAGUAUCUGUAUUUCGAAAAUGAAAUAUCAAAGAGUAAAACCAUAAGCAAUACGGGUUCCUUAGUUAAGGGCAGUUUUGUUGACUCCUGUAGUAGAGGUUCGUAUCCUUCUGAUUGGUUCGACUUAUCAAAGCAACAAGUUGUCCGUAAUUUUUUCACUGGUAUCUCCAAAGCUAGGGAUAUCAUGAUCUUCUCUAAGAGAAUUAUGGAGUUAAUCUCUGCCUACUUGCAAGUACAACCAAUGCCCCAGUUUUGCAACCUGUCCUGUUUGGAAGCAGAGUUUUCUCACAACCUGUCCUGUUUGAGAAUUCUGUCAACCUUUCUUGAAAGCUGUCCGAAUCUAACAUCCAUCGUCUUGGUGAUAACUUGCACUAACCUUGAGUUUUAA